AUGGCGGAGGAUCCUCCAGUAUUCAGCGCAGUUUCAAGCUCGGCACGCCAGUUGUUCAUACUUCUGCGAUGCAUCAGCUUCGCGUCCAAGGCACGCGUCCAAAUCAACAAGGAUGGACUACGCUUCAGCGUUGAGGACUAUCGGGUCAUGCAAGGUUUCGCAUUCCUCGACAAAUCCCUCUUUACCACCUUUCAGUAUCACGCACCUCGUCCCGAUUCCCCGUUUGAUGCCCAAAAUGACGACGGGACUGUCGACCUUCCGCCGUUUACCAUAUCCCUUCCUGCGCUUCUCGAAACCCUCCAAAUUUUCGGUCUCAGCGAUCCGGCCUCCCGAUCCACGCUCACUACCGGUCCCACGAAUGCCUUUGAUAACCGUGUGUUGGGCAUGACAUCGGUGUGCCGUUUCUCCUACGACGCACCUGGCUCUCCGUUAAAAAUCAUCUUGGAAGAGACUGGUGUUACUACAACCUGCGACUUGACAACCUAUGAACUGGACGAUGCUGAGGAAGAAGACAUUCCUUUUGCGCGUGAUGAAUUGGCAAUGAAAAUCAUCAUGCGUAGUUCCUUUCUCUAUGAUGCCAUCACCGAAUUGGCCAGCACAAGUCCAGAGAAGCUCACGUUGAGAGCAAGUCCAAUGGCUCCAUUCUUCUCAUUGAGUGCAGAAGGCUCUCUUGGCAGUACAGUCGUGGAAUUUAGCAAGCCAGACAACACAAGACCUUGGGAUGGACAGGAACGUCAGCCAUCUACUGCCCCUCCCGAAACAACGCUGCUGGAGACAUUUCAAGUCGGCCGUCGUGUCACGCAUACUUAUCGUUUCUCCUUGAUCAAGGCUGCGGCCCGUGCAAUGGCUGUGGCGACAAAGGUCAGCAUACGUGGCGAUGACCAGGGAGUUCUCAGUCUACAGUUCAUGAUAGAGGUAGAUAACGGGCAGGUCAGCUUUGUGGAUUUCAGAUUUGUUCCUCUUGUUCGCGAGGAGACAGAAGAAACAGAAACCGAAGAUGAGGGCAGUGGAGAGGAAACGCAAGAUGAGGAUUAA
Aplosporella prunicola CBS 121167 is the source of this 1035-nucleotide messenger RNA. RefSeq lists its product as uncharacterized. Gene Ontology annotation, biological process: DNA damage checkpoint signaling; DNA repair. The record is from RefSeq and is a predicted model, not a curated record. The transcript is spliced from 2 exons. Lineage: Eukaryota; Fungi; Ascomycota; Dothideomycetes; Botryosphaeriales; Aplosporellaceae. Gene Ontology annotation, cellular component: checkpoint clamp complex. The coding region runs from base 1 to 1035 and encodes 344 amino acids.